CCAACCUCCGCAUAUAUUAACCUCCCUGUCUCCUCCACUUCUCCCAUUCACAUUCACUCGCUGCCAACCCCAACCACCACCCAUGGCGCCUCUCCUCCUCCUCUUCCUCCUCGGCGGCCUCUGCGCCCUCUUCUCCCUCGCCUCCUCCUCGCCAGCGACCAAGAAGUGCGGCGAUGCCAAGAAGCGGAGAGAGGAGGAGGGGGAGGAGGUGGUGGUGGUGGCCAAGAAGAGGCCGGAGGAGGAGCCGCGGCGGCCUGACCCGGACGCCGACCUCGGGAUCGUGUUCUCCACGUUCGACCACGACGGCGACGGCUUCAUCACGGCGGCGGAGCUGGAGGAGUCCCUGAAGCGCCUCGGCAUCGCCGUGUCGUCCGCCGCCGAGGCCGCCGCCCUGGUGGCCCGCGUCGACGCCAACAGCGACGGGCUCAUCGAUAUCCACGAGUUCCGCGAGCUCUACGACUCCAUCCCCAAGCGGCGCAAGAGCCACCAGCAGCACCCGCUCCCCUCCACCGCCGCCGCCGACGAGGAAGCCGCCGCCGCUGACGAGGAGUAUGAAGCAGAGGAGGAGGAGAGGGACCUGAGGGAGGCGUUCGACGUGUUCGACGGCAACAAGGACGGCCUCAUCUCCGCCGAGGAGCUCGGCACCGUGCUCGAGUCCCUCGGCCUCCGCCAGCACGGCGGCCGCCCCGCCGUCGCCGAGUGCCGCGACAUGAUCCGCCUCGUCGACAGCGACGGCGACGGCAUGGUCAGCUUCGAGGAGUUCAAGCGCAUGAUGACCGUCGUCAAGGCCUAGCACCAAGGCGGGCAAUCUCCAACUUCUAUCAAAUUCAAAUUCAAAAACCAAAAUUCGGAGCGGAUUCGCAAAGGCAAGUAACCUCAAUUUGUUCUUGGACACGACGAGGCUCGCAGAUCGAUCGGCGGGAGAGAGAAAUCAAAGCAAAAAAUCAAUUGUUUGUGAGUGGAGUUGAAGACUAACCAGCUUCUUCUUCUCGCUCGCUUUGUGUUUCUUCCCACCUGUUCUUGAUCACUUUCUUUGGUUUUUUUUCUCUCUUUUUUGCAGUCUAAUUAACCUCGUAAUUCAGUGCCUGUUUUGACUGACAAGUUUCAAAUAUAUGCAUGUAAAUAUUAGUUCCUGCUACCUACUGUCAGGUUAUUAAUUUGUCCAAAAGAAACAGUGGCUGAAAUGGAAAGGUUUAAUUGAUAUUAUUAGCUGUUAAUUCGGCCUCUGUAUUAUGCUUGAGCCUUACUGGUGUAUGAUUCCAAUGGCAUAGUUUCUGAAGGCAAAUUAUCAUAAUUUUUUUUAA
This is a messenger RNA of Oryza sativa Japonica Group (Japanese rice), 1304 nucleotides long. The record is from RefSeq and is a predicted model, not a curated record. Lineage: Eukaryota; Viridiplantae; Streptophyta; Magnoliopsida; Poales; Poaceae.